CUAAAAAUAAUAUUCAAAGACUUUUAAAAAUCUGACUUCAUACAAAAGUAUUUUUAAAAUAUUGUCAAUUCAUUUGUUUUUUUAUUACUUUUUAAAAACAAAAAGAUCCGUUUUUGAAAAACUUAGAAAUUCCUCUACAUUUACAAACUAAUCCACCUGAAAAUAAAAAUAAAACUCUGUUUUGUCGAAAUUUUUCCGUCGAAGAAAACCCACAACACUAAAUAAAAGCACGUCAAAAAACCAAAUUUGUUUUUCUUAUCUCUGACCCAAUCACCUUUAUAUAAAAACCUCGUGAGUUUUCUCACCACUUUCAAUCACCGAACCAUGAAAGUGCUCCUAUGUGCAUUAUUUCUAUCGACAUUAUUGUUCUUUGCAAACUCUCAACUUCAUUAUAUCCCAGCCCAAAUCCUCAUUCCAGCCCUCAACGUCUCAACAGUUCAAAUCGCCCACAAUGCAACCCUCAACCGAACAGAAAACACCAAUCACACCGGCUGGAAUAAUCCUCGUUUGAAUAAAACGGGUGAGGAUACUUUAAAUGGGACAAACUCAAAUGGAGAUUUGAUCGUUGGGAAGAUCAGUCCCAUGGACCAUCGCCUAUUUAGACAAGUGUAUAUGAAACCGAGAAAUUGGUGGUCAAUGGGUGAAAAAUUCGUUCAAUAUCCUCACGAUCUUCCGGGGAGUUAUGGACGACAUGAGACGAUUUCCGCAGUGAGGGCUUUUAAUCAAUUCUACGAUGGUUUGGAUUCGAAAGCUGAGGUUGUGGCAGGAGGUGUGGGGAAAAAAUUUGUGAAAAUACGACUUACGUCAGGGUGGGGAAGAGGAUUUAAGUAUUUGGUUGUUAUUUAUGGACACUAAUAGUGUAAUUAUCAAUUUAAAACAUCACAAUAAAGAAACGCUUCUGGUUUUA
Messenger RNA from Tribolium madens (black flour beetle), 907 nucleotides. RefSeq lists its product as uncharacterized. Lineage: Eukaryota; Metazoa; Arthropoda; Insecta; Coleoptera; Tenebrionidae. The transcript has 2 exons. Bases 325 to 855 code for a protein of 176 amino acids. The record is from RefSeq and is a predicted model, not a curated record.